GUUUCAAUGUCCUUUACUUUAAAGAACAAAAUGAUACGUAAUUUUUAUUUGGUCUCGUAAAAUCUUUACAUAGUAAAUUCUAUGUGACGUAAAUUUCAUGUCAACAUUUUUCUUUGUCGUUUCGACAGAAACCCCGCAUCCAAAUCAUUAAAAGAAGUUUAUUGCAUUUUUUUGUUCGAAUAAAGGUAAUCAUACGUGUCUAAUAUUUAUUGCAAACCGAUUUUUGUCAUACCCAGUCGUCACCACCUUUACAAUAAAUCUAACACAUAAAGAAACCAAAUAUUAUUAUUCAUUAAACAACAAAAAAAGGCAAAACCUAACUUUCAUUAACUAUUAUCCAAUAAAUGUCUUCCCGAGUUCAAAUCAAUCACCCAUCACCGCUGAUAAACAUCUACGGAACGCUAAUUAUUUUUUAUAACGCUGUUAGAGGUCUGCGCCGAGACCGACGCUCCCCGUGACCUCUCUGCUAACCUCACAAUUUUCCUUAUCCUAAGACAUUUACUUAAGACCUUAACAAGAUAAAAUAAAGUCUAAUUUAGCUUAUAUUAUGCUAAAAUGUUAGUAAUUGUUCGUCUGAAGUACAGUCUUAUAAUUAAAUAGCCAAUAAAAAGGAUGCGACUGCAUGUACGUUGCCAUUUCGAAAAUAAUUCAUCGCUUCUUCGAAUCCAGGUCAGGUUAGCGUCGCGAAGUGAGCGGCGAUGCGCGGCGCAACCGGCCGAAGUGCGCUGCAGUGCGCGCGCCGCCCCUCGCCACUACCGCCCAGUCCUCACCAGCCAAAACCUUUGCCUCUCAAAAAAAUAAUUAAAAAAAAACAAUCAAGGCGUGUACCGAAAACGAGAAUUAAAAUUGGAAAUAAUAAAUAAAGAUGGCGGUCGUAAUGUUUGUGUCGCGGAGUCGUGCGGCCGAGUACUAGUCGCAAUAUGUUACGCGUCAUGUGCGGGACCUAGGCUUUGUAACAUUGUGGUGUGUAUCAGUAUUGUGUUGUGUGUGACUGUUCGUCGCUGCUCAGCCAGCUGUCUUGCCCUUGGGACCAACACCCGUCAAUAAAUUGAAGACACAACAAAUAGUCAAGGAAACCAGUUUUAAUAUCUUUUAUAACGUAAUUAAUAUCUUGUAAUUAUCGUGAUGUGCACAGUGGUAGUGUGGUAAAGAAUAUCGCAUGGAAUUACAUUGUGUUGGUUCGAGUCUCCGGUUCAACAAAAAGAAGAAUAGGACAAGAUGAGCGUCGUAGAUGGGGGGGGCGAGGAGCCGGCGCUCGCGGCCCCGGCCACCACCCCCACAACGCCACCGCCCGCGCUCGCACCCGAUGCCACCGGACCCUUAGUACAGGUGCCAGUUGCCCCCCGCAAGCCCCCGCGGAGAGGGCCCAAAGUUCAGCAGGAGAGGCCGAAGAGGGCCCUGUUUUGUUUGACUCUUAAGAACCCUCUGCGGAAAGUUUGCAUCGACAUCGUCGAGUGGAAACCAUUCGAAUGGAUGAUCCUGACGACUAUCUUCGCGAACUGCAUCGCCCUGGCCGUGUACACGCCGUACCCUGCCAGCGACUCCAACUACACCAACUGGGUUCUUGAAAAGAUCGAAUAUGUGUUCUUAGUAAUAUUCACGGGGGAGUGCGUGAUGAAGAUCAUAGCGUACGGGUUCAUAAUGCACGCGGGGUCGUAUCUCAGGAACGGGUGGAACUUGCUGGAUUUUACUAUCGUUGUUAUUGGGAUGGUUAGCACAGUGUUAUCGAGUAUAUUUAAGGAUGCAUUCGACGUGAAAGCCUUAAGAGCAUUCAGGGUGUUGAGACCACUUCGACUGGUCUCGGGCGUGCCAAGUCUACAGAUCGUGUUAAACUCGAUCUUGAAGGCGAUGGUGCCACUGCUGCACAUCGCACUGCUGGUGAUCUUCGUCAUCAUCAUCUACGCCAUCAUCGGUCUGGAGCUGUUCUCCGGCAAGAUGCAUAAGAGCUGCUUUAAUAAAUAUACAGAUGAGAUCAUGGACACCCCUCACCCGUGUGACCUGGACAACGGUUUCAACUGCUCCAUGAUCGGAGACGACAUGGAGUGCAGGGAAGGCUGGAUCGGCCCCAACUUUGGUAUCACCAACUUUGACAACUUCGGCCUGUCCAUGCUGACCGUGUUCCAGUGCAUCACGCUUGAAGGCUGGACUGAUGUUAUGUAUAAUAUUCAAGACGCGAUGGGCAACAGCUGGGAAUGGAUAUAUUUCGUAUCGAUGGUCAUCCUGGGAGCUUUUUUUGUCAUGAACUUAAUUCUCGGUGUGUUGUCCGGAGAGUUCUCCAAAGAAAGAGAAAAGGCAAAAAACAGAGGUGACUUCCAGAAGCUUCGAGAGAAACAGCAGCUGGAAGAAGAUUUGAAAGGCUACCUGGAUUGGAUAACCCAGGCGGAGUAUCUGGAGCCUUUAGCAGACCAGCAUGACCCAGUGGAUCAGAAUAGAGAUUAUGGAAUAGGGCCAACGCAAAACGAGCACGACUCGACGGACCACUUAGGAAUAGAAACUACAGAACAACAGAAAGUAGCCAUCGGUAAAGUUUGGAAGAAAGAUUUUGACAAGGUGAACCGUCGGAUGAAGCGCGCGUGUAGGCGAGCUGUGAAGUCUCAGACAUUUUACUGGCUGAUCAUCGUGCUGGUGUUCCUAAACACAGUGGUGCUGGCCAGUGAACAUUAUCAACAACCAGAGUGGUUGGACCUGUUCCAAGAAUAUGGCAACGCUUUCUUCGUGGCCCUGUUCACCCUGGAGAUGCUGGUCAAGAUGUACAGUUUGGGUUUACAAGGUUACUUCGUAUCUCUGUUCAACCGUUUCGAUUGCUUCGUGGUGGUCGGCUCCAUCAGUGAGAUGGUCCUCACCAAGACCGAGGUCAUGCCUCCCCUCGGUAUCUCUGUGUUGCGCUGUGUCAGGCUUCUGAGGGUCUUCAAAGUCACCAAAUACUGGCGCUCCCUCUCCAACCUCGUAGCGUCACUUCUCAACUCGAUCCAAUCCAUCGCCUCUCUUCUGCUGCUGCUCUUCCUCUUCAUCAUGAUCUUCGCGCUGCUGGGCAUGCAGGUCUUCGGAGGGAAGUUCAAUUACGAUCCAGUUGAGGAGAAGGAUCGGCACAACUUUGACUGCUUUUGGCAGGCCUUGCUGACUGUCUUUCAGAUCCUAACAGGUGAGGACUGGAACGCAGUGAUGUACGAGGGCAUCAAGGCGUACGGCGGCGUCGGCACGCUCGGCAUCCUCGCCUGCAUCUACUUCAUCAUUCUCUUCAUCUGCGGCAACUACAUUCUACUGAACGUGUUCUUGGCUAUUGCUGUGGACAACUUAGCAGAUGCGGAAUCGUUAACAAACAUAGAAAAAGAAGAAGGGGCUCCUGAAGAAAAGGAAGGUGGAAGUGUGGCUGCUGUAGAAGGUGUUCAUAUAGACACUGAUGAUGAGUAUAUACAUGAUGAUGACAUGUAUACUACGGACAACUCUGAAAGAGAAUAUGAAGAAACAGGUUCUGAAGGAGAUCAACAAGAGGAUAUAGAAGGAGAAAUGGAUGAAAUAGUUGACGAAGAGAAUGAAGCGAUCGAAAGAGUUGAGGAGGAGCAAGAGAGAGGGGAAGACCAGGAGAUGAUGGAGGGACAUCAGAGGAACCAUAUAGUGAAUACAGAGUUGGAUGAAGAACCGCGGCUGAAACGUAAGCCCACGACCUCGUCGGCGCGGCCGCGUCGUCUCUCCGAAGUUGAUAUAUGCGACACUAAGAAACCUAUCCCUGAUGCAACCUCCUUCUUCAUAUUUGCUAAGACCAACAGGUUUCGGGUGUUCUGCUACAAGAUGUCGUCAUCAUCAUCGUUCGGGAACAUCAUCCUCGUGUGCAUCAUGCUGUCGUCCGCCAUGUUGGCCGCUGAGGACCCGCUCGAUGCUGUACAAAAUGGGUUUAGGAAUUGGUUGCUGAGUCAAUUCGACGUGUUCUUCACGGGCAUCUUCACACUGGAGCUGUUCCUGAAGCUGAUCACGUACGGCCUGAUCCUCCACCAGGGUGCCUUCCUCAGAUCCGCCUUCAACGUGCUCGACAUGCUCGUCGUCUGCGUAUCACUUAUCUCUAUGAGUUUUAAGUCGGGUAGUAUAUCGGUGGUGAAAAUAUUGCGAGUGUUUAGGGUGCUGAGACCUUUAAGGGCCAUCAACAGGGCCAAGGGCCUUAAGCACGUAGUCCAAUGCGUCAUCGUUGCCAUCAAAACUAUUGGCAACAUAUUAUUGGUUACGUCUUUACUGCAAUUUAUGUUUGCGGUCAUGGGAGUCCAAAUGUUCAAGGGCAAAUUUUUUAGAUGUAAUGAUAUUUCUAAAAUGACAAAGGAUGAGUGUCAGGGGACAUAUUUAGUGUUUGAGAACCGCAACUAUUUGGUGAGAGAUAGAGAAUGGAAACGGAACGACUUCCAUUUUGAUAACGUGAUGAAGGGAAUGCUUACACUGUUUACUGUGUCCACUUUUGAAGGAUGGCCAGGGUUGUUGUACGUGUCUAUAGAUUCGAAUGCUGAAGACCGAGGUCCCAUAACUAACUUCCGUCCAAUUGUUGCAGCCUACUAUAUUAUUUAUAUUAUUAUAAUAGCCUUCUUUAUGGUAAAUAUAUUCGUCGGUUUCGUCAUAGUGACAUUCCAAAACGAGGGAGAGCAAGAAUAUAAAAACUGUGAGUUAGAUAAGAAUCAGAGGAACUGCAUCGAGUUUGCAUUGAAAGCCAAACCAAUAAGAAGAUAUAUCCCAAAGCAUCGCAUCCAAUACAAAGUGUGGUGGUUCGUGACGUCACAGCCUUUUGAGUACGCGAUCUUCGUGCUGAUCAUGAUCAACACCAUCACUUUAGCCAUGAAGUACCACAACCAACCCCACGAGUACAGCAAGGCGCUCGACCUGCUCAACAUGCUGUUCACUGCUGUCUUCGCUCUUGAGUUUAUCUUCAAAUUGGCUGCUUUUAGAUUUAAGAACUACUUCGGUGACGCGUGGAACACAUUCGACUUCAUCAUCGUGCUCGGCAGCAUCAUUGACAUCGUCGUCUCCCAAGUAAACGAACUCAAAAACCAGGGAAGUGGCAUACCAAGGGCCCACGUCGUUAAGGAGAGCUCAAUACCUUCGAUAAACUUCUUCCGGCUGUUCCGUGUGAUGAGGCUGGUGAAGCUGCUGUCCAGGGGCGAAGGCAUCAGGACGUUGCUCUGGACCUUCAUCAAGUCCUUCCAAGCCUUGCCUUAUGUAGCCCUCCUUAUUCUCAUGCUGUUCUUCAUUUAUGCUGUCGUUGGCAUGCAGGUGUUCGGAAAAAUAGCAAUAGAUGACGACACACCGAUCACAAGAAACAAUCACUUCCAGACAUUCCCUCAAGCGCUUCUAGUAUUGUUCAGAUCUGCUACCGGCGAAGCAUGGCAGGAUAUAAUGAUGGGCGUAUCCCCGGAGCCCGAGGUGAAGUGCGACAAGAACUACCACGAGGAGGGGGAUGUCGAGCCCGAGGACAGCGGCGGCACCUGCGGCAGCGUCCUGGCCUUCCCAUACUUCAUCUCCUUUUACGUGCUCUGUUCUUUCUUGAUCAUUAACUUAUUCGUGGCUGUCAUUAUGGAUAAUUUCGACUAUUUGACUAGAGACUGGUCAAUUUUGGGACCACACCACUUAGAUGAAUUUAUAAGAUUAUGGAGCGAGUACGACCCAGACGCAAAGGGUAGAAUUAAACAUUUAGAUGUAGUUACAUUAUUAAGAAAAAUAAGUCCACCGUUAGGUUUUGGCAAGUUAUGUCCUCAUCGAGUGGCCUGCAAACGUCUGGUGUCCAUGAACAUGCCACUGAAUUCAGACGGGACAGUUCUGUUCAACGCCACACUCUUCGCAGUUGUUAGAACAUCAUUGAAGAUUAAAACAGAGGGGAACAUCGAUGACUGUAACACAGAACUAAGAGCAGUCAUCAAGAAGAUUUGGAAGCGAACCUCUCCAAAACUUCUCGACCAGGUAGUGCCUCCACCAGGAGACCCUAACGAGAUCACCGUUGGAAAGUUCUACGCUACUUUCCUUAUACAAGACUACUUCAGAAGGAAUCACGCGUUCAAAAAGAGGAAGGAGCAAGAGAUGAGGCAGAGUGAUGAGCAGACCCACCAGAUGACGCUGCAGGCAGGACUGAGGACAUUGCACGAGGCUGGGCCGGAGCUGAAGAGAGCAAUAUCUGGGAACCUGGAUGAUAUUUCAGCAGAAUGCGACGUGCCUAUGCACAGGAGAAACCAUUCGUUGUUUGGUGGCGUCUGGUCGAGUAUACGAAGGCAUGGACCUAACCGACAUUUCCACAGACAUCGGAAACAUGGGGACCCACCGGCCGAUGGUGUUGGAAACCACUUGAGUUCGAUGAUGCAGCGGGAGUAUGGAGUUCCGCCACUUCCUCUGACGCCUAGCCUAGCCAAUGGACAACCAAAAGAACAAAUACCGCUAAGACCUCUCAUAUUCAACGGGGAAUCGGAGAAAAUAUACCAAGUGCUAGAAAGAACCACAAAUGACCUAAAGAACACUAUUUACCAAGGCGGAGAUAGCCUGGGCCGCGGUGUGGUGUCGCUGCCCGGCAGCCCGCGAGGGAACAAUGCCUCAGGACCUGUCGUCGUCGGAUCAGCCGAGAGUCUGGUUACGAGAGUCCUAACUGAGCAAGGUUUGGGAGACUACUGCGACCCUGAGUUCGUGAGGAACACAUCCAGGGAGAUGCAAGAAGCACUAGAAAUGACGCAGGAGCAGAUGGACAGAGCCGCGCACCAGCUGAUGAUAAACGAGAGGAACAUAAAACAAGCUCAAAACCAACAACCCCAAGUUGGCGACAUCCUAGCCCGCCAGUACCACCCGUUCCACCAGCCGGCGAGCCUUCCGCCCGCCUUCAAGCGGUUAUAGCACCCGCCCCCGCAGCGGCCGCGCCGCGCGCCCCCCACCCCCCGCGACACACGCACCACAGGAAGAAGAGAAAACGCAAACCAGUGCUCGUUUAGUGAGAUUUUAUUGUAUAAAUAUUGGUUAUAUUAUCUAGUUUCAUAAUUUUAUUCUUCCGUCAGUAAUGACCUGGCUUCGACCGAGUCUUGACGUCUCAUGUAUCUAUGCUCAAAUUCUUUAUUUGUCUAUUUGUCAAACAGGCGGAACAAGUUUAGGUACGUAAGUACUUUUUAAAUUCUACUGCGGUCAGCAGUUCAAGUGAGAUAGUUGUUUAGGUAUUCUAGAGUAAUGUUAGGGCCAAGGAACACGAUCAAACGAUUUAGUACCUAGUUAAAGUUGUAUGGUACUUUUAAUGCCGAUAUUUCUAAUUACGGGCCCUUUUAAAAAUCUUACAUUAGUAAACGUAUUUUUUUCGAAUUCUGAGAGAGUUAAAUAAUUAUCUCAUAAAACAAUAAUAGCUAGAAUUAUGUAAUUGUAAUUGUAUCGUAUAAUUUUAUCCUUUAUACGUAUUUAAAAAUAUAUUUUGCAAAGUAGCGUUGUCUGGUGCAAGUUCUAGUAAUAAAUAAUUUUCUAAAAUGAAAUUGUAUCUUUAAUUAAACAAAUUAAAUUAAUCUCUUUUAUAAAACUUGCAUGAGACAAGCUUAUUUAUUAUAUUAAAGUAUAUUUGAUAACGCGAACAAUCUCUAGCUAAAAUGAUUUGUUAAAGUAAUAAUUAAGCUUUCUAAAUUCUCGAACGCUAGAGCUUUUGUGAUGAAUUAUAAAAUUUGGUGUGAUUUUAUAAAUGAAAUCGCUUUAAUUGUUACAAUUCAGUAUUAUCUGGAAAGCUAAAGUACUUUUUUAGCGAAAUGCGAAAACUAAAUUGUAUAGGCGUUCAUUUUUUAGCGACAGAUCCAAGACAAUACCGUAUUUGAAGACUUUUAACGAACUGAUUGUGUAACUACCCUCAGCGUAGGGAAAUCCAAUUUUCAGUAGUUUACUAAAGAGCUGGCAUUAUAAAAGUUACGCGUUGUAUUGACGA
Trichoplusia ni (cabbage looper) is the source of this 7900-nucleotide messenger RNA. Its product is annotated as muscle calcium channel subunit alpha-1-like. NCBI's taxonomy places the organism in Eukaryota, Metazoa, Arthropoda, Insecta, Lepidoptera, Noctuidae. Gene Ontology annotation, molecular function: high voltage-gated calcium channel activity. The transcript is spliced from 49 exons. The coding region runs from base 1219 to 6846 and encodes 1875 amino acids. Gene Ontology annotation, biological process: calcium ion import across plasma membrane. The record is from RefSeq and is a predicted model, not a curated record. Gene Ontology annotation, cellular component: voltage-gated calcium channel complex; membrane.